AUGGAAGAGAGAGGCAAACUAACAUUAAUGAGACCCGAAUCAAAUAGGAGACGCAGUGAUAGAGGUACAAAUAACACAAGGAUGAGUUAUAGGGUGGCCUCAUCAAUUGGGCGCUCGUUGUCUACAAGGCUUGUGUCCCAGAACCGUAAUAUCCUAUCGACCCAGUGGACGAUAGGGUCUACUCAGCGGAAGACGUUGUUAAAGAAGGACAAUAUCAUUAGAAGCUUUUCUUCAACGAAAUGUACAAGAAACGAAGACAAACAACCUAAGAAAGAUGAAGGAAAGAAAGACCAGGAUAAAGAAGAAGGGAAAAAUAAGAAGGACGAACCAGUCACUAUGAGUGAGUUCUUCAAAUCUAAAGAAUUUAUGUCAUAUGUGUAUUUAGGUAUUGGGACUUCGUUAUUCCUGUUCCUUUUAUCCCAAGCAAACAGCGAAGGAGAAUCCGAGGAUCUCACUUUCCAGAGCUUCAAGACGAAAUACUUAGAAAAAGGUUUAGUGAAGAAAAUAUGGGUCGUCAAUAAGUAUCUUGUGGAAGCGGAAUUGGUCGAUCAAGCCAAUGUCGGUGGCCUGUCGAGAAGAAAAGUUGUGGCUUUCACCAUCGGGUCAGUGGAUAUUUUUGAAGAGCAAAUGAAUGAAGUUCAAAAUAAGUUGGGUAUCCCAUCAGUAGAAAGAAUCCCAAUCGUUUACAUGGAAAAAACAUCAAUGUUAUCAUACCUUGUCCCAUUUGUGCCAACUGCCUUAUUAUUGGGAGGAUUGUAUUUCAUCACCAAGAAAAUGGGUUCAGGUCCUAGUGGUCCAGGUGGUAUCUUUGGUGUCGGUAAAUCUAAGGCGAAAUUAUUCAACAAAGAAACAGAUGUCAAAGUCAAAUUUAAAGACGUUGCUGGUUGUGAAGAAGCCAAGGAGGAAAUUAUGGAAUUUGUGUCUUUCUUGAAGCAUCCACAAAAAUAUGAAUCUUUGGGAGCCAAGAUCCCAAGAGGUGCUAUUUUAUCGGGUCCUCCUGGUACUGGUAAGACCUUGUUGGCCAAGGCUACUGCUGGUGAGGCUGGUGUUCCGUUCUUAUCGGUUUCUGGUUCUGAAUUUGUGGAAAUGUUUGUUGGUGUUGGUGCCUCUAGAGUUCGUGAUUUAUUCGCCAAUGCCAGAAAAAUGGCCCCAGCUAUUAUUUUUAUUGAUGAAAUCGAUGCUAUUGGGAAAUCUCGUGGUGGUAAGAAUAGUAUUGGGUCGAAUGAUGAAAAAGAAGCCACAUUAAAUCAAUUAUUGGUUGAAAUGGAUGGGUUUGCUACUUCUGAUCAUAUUGUCGUUUUGGCCGGUACCAACAGACCAGAUGUUUUGGAUUCAGCUUUAAUGAGACCGGGAAGAUUUGAUAGACAUGUUUCUAUCGACAGACCAGAUAUCGAAGGUAGAAAAGCCAUUUAUUUUGUACAUUUGAAUAAAUUGACCUUGGAAUUUGAUAAGAGUGACAAAGAAAAACUUCACCAGUUGGCUGGUAAGUUAGCCGCGUUAACCCCAGGGUUCUCUGGUGCAGAUAUUGCUAAUUGUUGUAACGAAGGUGGGUUGAUUGCUGCUAGAACUAAUUCUGAAGUUAUUAAGUUUGAGCACUUUGAACAAGCCAUUGAAAGAGUGAUUGCUGGUUUAGAGAAAAAAUCUAGAGUGUUAUCUCCAAUUGAAAAGAAAACUGUGGCAUAUCAUGAAGCUGGUCAUGCAAUUUGUGGUUGGUUUUUGGAAUUUGCUGACCCACUCUUGAAGGUCAGCAUCAUUCCAAGAGGUCAAGGGGCUUUGGGUUAUGCACAAUAUUUGCCUCCAGAUCAAUAUUUGAUUAGCGAAGAACAAUUCAGACACAGAAUGGUUAUGGCCUUGGGUGGUAGAGUUUCAGAAGAAUUGCACUUCCCAUCGGUCACCAGUGGGGCAUCUGACGAUUUUAAGAAAGUUACCCAAAUGGCUCAAGCUAUGGUCACACAGUUAGGGAUGUCCAACAAAGUUGGGCAAGUCUCAUUCGAUCAAGGUGGCUCUGGUAUGCAAAUUCACAAGGCUUAUAGUGAAAAAACCUCAAAAUUGAUAGACUUAGAAGUGAAGAGAAUAGUCGAUGAGUCUUUGGCCGAAUGUCGAAAAUUAUUGACGGAGAAACUUGAUUUAGUCGACAUUGUUGCACAAAGCUUAUUGAAGAAUGAAGUCUUAACAAGAAAUGAUAUGCUAAGGCUCAUAGGACCAAGACCAUUCAAGGAGAGAAAUGAUGCCUUUGAAAAAUAUUUAGAUCCAAAGGUCAAAUCAGCACCACCUCCACCUCCUAAUGAAACUCAAUCCACUUUGUGA
Messenger RNA from Saccharomycopsis crataegensis, 2307 nucleotides. RefSeq names its product AAA family ATPase AFG3 (gene AFG3). The coding region runs from base 1 to 2307 and encodes 768 amino acids. NCBI's taxonomy places the organism in Eukaryota, Fungi, Ascomycota, Saccharomycetes, Ascoideales, Saccharomycopsidaceae. The transcript has a single exon. Gene Ontology annotation, cellular component: membrane; m-AAA complex. The record is from RefSeq and is a predicted model, not a curated record. Gene Ontology annotation, biological process: mitochondrial protein processing. Gene Ontology annotation, molecular function: ATP hydrolysis activity; ATP binding; ATP-dependent peptidase activity.